AUGAAGAAUUUUGAAGGAAGGAUAACCUUUGAGAAUGAUCGAUACAAGGUGCAUUUGCCAUGGAAGCUGCCACACCCAAUUCUUCCUGACAACUAUGAACUGAGCAUGAAGCGGUUGAGUAACCUACUCAAACGUAUGAACCAAGAUCCUGAAGUCUUGAAGCAGCUGAAAAAUGGCAUAGUUGAAGUUGUAGAUAAGCCAGCUGAUGGUGAAGUUGGGAAGACUCAUUACCUUCCGCAGCAUGCAGUUAUAAGACGAGAUGAGGCAACAACCAAGUUAAGAGUCGUAUAUGAUGCCUCAGCCAGAUCUUAUGGUGCAGCCUUGAACGAUUGUUUGUACACAGGGCCACCCCUUGCAGAGAACAUUUUUGACAUUCUCCUGAGAUUUCGAGCUAGCAGAAUAGCCCUUACUGGUGAUGUGGAGAAGGCGUUGCUGAUGGUUGGCAUUGCAGAGGAAGACAGUUGUUGUAAGUGUCACAGCAAAGUUCUAUGA
Molecule: messenger RNA, 492 nt
Organism: Pocillopora verrucosa
Lineage: Eukaryota; Metazoa; Cnidaria; Anthozoa; Scleractinia; Pocilloporidae
Source: RefSeq, a predicted model, not a curated record